Onychomys torridus (southern grasshopper mouse) is the source of this 793-nucleotide messenger RNA. RefSeq names its product coiled-coil-helix-coiled-coil-helix domain-containing protein 2. Gene Ontology annotation, molecular function: sequence-specific DNA binding. Gene Ontology annotation, cellular component: nucleus; mitochondrion. The transcript is spliced from 4 exons. Bases 93 to 554 code for a protein of 153 amino acids. NCBI's taxonomy places the organism in Eukaryota, Metazoa, Chordata, Mammalia, Rodentia, Cricetidae. Gene Ontology annotation, biological process: mitochondrion organization; positive regulation of transcription by RNA polymerase II. The record is from RefSeq and is a predicted model, not a curated record.
CGCCUUCCGCUCUCCUUGGUAGAAGUUGCCGGACACCCGUGGGCGUUUCGCAGUUAGUCGUUUCCUGAGCUCCGAGAGUGUGAGCACCUACGAUGCCGCGUGGAAGCCGAAGCCGCUCUUCCCGGGUGGCCCCUCCGGCCAGCCGGGCCCCUCAGAUGAGGGCUGCUCCCAGACAAGCACCUGCAGCUCAUCCUCCAGCAGCAGCUGCCCCAUCUGCAGUUGGCUCACCUGCUGCUGCACCCAGGCAGCCAGGCCUGAUGGCCCAGAUGGCCACCACUGCAGCUGGUGUGGCUGUAGGCUCUGCAGUGGGGCACACCCUGGGUCAUGCCAUCACUGGGGGCUUCAGUGGAGGUGGUAAUGCUGAGCCUGCAAGGCCUGACAUCACUUACCAGGAGCCCCAGGGAACCCAGCUGGUGAACCAGCAGUCUUUUGGGCCUUGCUCUCUUGAGAUCAAACAGUUUCUGGAAUGUGCCCAGAACCAGAGUGACGUCAAGCUCUGCGAAGGCUUCAACGAGGUGUUGCGGCAGUGCAGAAUUGCAAAUGGUUUGAUCUAAUCAAGAAGUUGAUUGGAACUGAAGAAAUUGAAAUGGGCUCUACAUAAUUGACAGUGCAAGUGUGGACCCUGACUAAACCUUUCUAAUAGCUCCAUUGCUUGAGAAUAGCUAUUAAAGAGUUCUAAUUGUGUAGAUAUUCACUGAGGCCUGUAGUAGUGUUGGGACUGGGCAAGUGAUGGCCUCCUUGAACCAACUGUGUUUUUUUGUGAGGUAAUGAAAAUAAAGUUGUUCUCUUCUGA